AUGGCUUCAAGUCUCGAGACGAUCAAUCUGCCCCAUCUGCCGUCGUUGCCGGUGCAUGUGGCUGUGUAUCGAAAUGUCCAAAAUACUGCUUUUUUGAAGUCCCAACUGCUCGCCGGACAGCCAGAAUAUGAGUAUGCCUUCAUUGAUGCAAGCAUGGCUUUGUCAAGAGCCCAUGUCAUUGCGGCUGUGUUCAGAGCUCUCAAUGAUUACGCGCACAACCGACUGAAGUCUCACAAUGUGCACUCUGAGAUUGUGUUCUCGUUGAACCCUACAAACAAUAUCGCCGAAUCAUUUCGCAGAUUUGGUAUCAGUGACUCUACCCAAGAUCUGUUAGUGAUCAAGGUCUCAACCUCAUCAGAGAUAACCCAUGAGACUGUCGCCGCUCAUCUGAGCAGCGCCGUAGAGGGAACAUCUGUGUCUUUUGACGACCAGACCCUCUUUGAAUUCUCAGAUAUCAACAAGAUCAAAAAGGCAUACAAGCUUGGAGCUCUUGCUUCACCCACCAAGGCCACAGACCAAGUUGCCUCCAAGGAGAACGUGGAGACUAAGCAGCGACUUGAAAACGCUCUUCUGGGAGCAAUUGCGUUGAGGGGAUCUUGA
Penicillium salamii is the source of this 600-nucleotide messenger RNA. The record is from the annotation of a GenBank genome assembly. Lineage: Eukaryota; Fungi; Ascomycota; Eurotiomycetes; Eurotiales; Aspergillaceae.